CUAGCGCGACAUACUGUAGCAUCACAUCGUCCCCAGUCACUUGCAUCAACAGGCUCAUACUUACACCCAUGUCUAAGUGAUAUUAUGGCCUCUCCCUCCUCGCUUGAAGAUGAAGAGCUCAGGCAAGCCAUUGCAAUGUCUCUUGCGAACACCUCAGUACAUCCAGGUGACGAGGAUGACGACGACGAUGUUCGCCGAGCUAUCGCCUUGUCGCUCUGCCAAGAUACACCGAGCGAUGCGCAAACAGUCCCUUUGCCUGGGUCUCAAGUUGAUUCAGUCAUGGGAUCGCAAGCUGCAGCAUGUACGGACAAGCUUUCGCAGUACGCACCAGCUAGUGCAACCUCCAAAACCUCCACUCAACUCCUCACAGACACAUCGUCGACCUCCAAACCGUCGGAAUUCUUAGGUCUGGAUAGGAAGGCUAUGGAGAGUGAACGUCUUGCGAGGAUGGGUAAACGAAAACGGAGUGCUUCUCCGGAGUUGCCAUCGAAACAGCCCACAAAAGCUCGUGUCGCGGGUCCAGCAGCUCAACAGUCGACCACGGAUGCACUCCAGUACCCUCGUGGUACCGUCAAGCGCACGUGGGCGACAAAACGCCCUCGUUCGAAUGAUAUCAAACUUGAAGAAGUCCUCCAAAGGAACACUCUCAACAUCGCUGUACUAAGUGCUUUCCAAUUUGAGAGCACCUGGUUCCAUGAGAAUCAAAUCGAUCCUUACCAGGUCAAACAAAUAUGGAUCUUCAGUGCAAAAGGUGAAGGUCUCCAAGAAAAACUGCGGCGUGAGGCUGCAGAAUCGCAAAUUCCCAAUUUCAAAAUGAUAUUUCCACCAUUGCCGGGUCAAUCACUGAAUAUGCAUGGGAAGCUCAUGUUACUGUUUCAUCCAAAACAUCUACGUAUCGUAGUUCCUACUGCAAAUAUGAUCAAAGAAGACUGGGGCGAGACGGGCAACUCGUGGCAACCUGGUGUGAUGGAGAACACGGUCUUUUUAAUAGAUUUGCCGCGAAGACCUGAUGAAAAGGCAGCGGUAGAGAUGGACACCAAUUUUGGGAAAGAGAUGUUCCGAUACUUGAAGGAGCAAGGAGUUACUCAAAAUGUCUUCGAAGGCCUUUUGAAGUUUGACUUCGGCGCUACAGCGGGUUUUGCAUUCGUGCACUCUAUCGCUGGGACAACUUCAGGUCCGGAAAGAUCUCGGACAGGUCUGCCCAGUCUUGCGAAGGCGAUCCAAGACCUCAAACUCGACGAUAUUGACCGACUUGAGAUUGACUAUGCAACAUCUUCGUUGGGUGCUCUGAAAGAACCUUUCAUGAAGCAGAUGUACCUUGCUGCGUGCGGACUGUCGCCACUUUCCGACACCAAAAUCAAUGUCAAUAUUUUGGAUCACUUCCGCGUAUACUUCCCGACCAAAGAAACAGUGACCAACAGUACGGGAGGGCCCGACUGUGGCGGGAUCAUCACACUCAGCCGCGAUUUUUACAAUGCAUCUACGUUUCCACGACAAUGUCUUCGAGAUUACCAGUCCACACGACCGGGGCUUCUCUCUCACAACAAGCUACUUUUUGCCCGAGGUUGCAAGAAAGAUGGUACACCCAUCGCGUGGGCGUACAUCGGGUCAGCAAACCUGUCAGAGGCGGCGUGGGGAAUGCAAAAAGUCCUCAAGAGCGGAAAAGAAGGAAGCUCGUUAGUGAGGAACUGGGAGUGCGGAGUGGUGGUGCCUGUGCCAGCGGAGAAUCUCCAGAGUGUGGGGAGCGGCAUUCCACCCAUGAGUGUUUUUGCGGGAACUGUCGAUAUCCCGUUCGUGUAUCCUGCAUCGGAGUAUGGCGGAAGAGAGCCUUGGAUAUUUCGAGGCUAG
Messenger RNA from Periconia digitata, 1848 nucleotides. The record is from the annotation of a GenBank genome assembly. Lineage: Eukaryota; Fungi; Ascomycota; Dothideomycetes; Pleosporales; Periconiaceae.